Molecule: messenger RNA, 2790 nt
Organism: Manis javanica (Malayan pangolin)
Lineage: Eukaryota; Metazoa; Chordata; Mammalia; Pholidota; Manidae
Source: RefSeq, a predicted model, not a curated record
GAAAAACACCGACCUGGAAGCGAAACGGAGAGAACUUCCGUUCUUUGUUCUAUCCCGGUGUGUGGGUCUGUGACAGGUUCCAACAGGGCCUGGUCCGUGGCCGGGCCCCCACAUCUUCCGUCCCUAUCCCCAGGCAUUGGCAUCAGUUAAAGUCAGAAUUCCAAGAAACUUGAACAGGCCGCCAGAUUCCUAAUAACCGCUACUCAGGUCUUAUAGGAACUAACUCCAAAGAAGGGAAGAAGGAAUCCAGCAGGUGGGUGCUAUUUCAUGGCCCCUUUUCCUCUAAAGAUAACACCUGAAUUUAAUGUAGCAGCUACACACCUAAGAAGUGCUUCCUCGUUUUCAUUCAAAAACUUGCUGAGUCUGCAACUGGGAGGCCAGAGGCCAGAGCUUCAAGCCCCACCCAUGGAAACUCAGGCCAGUCGUGUAUCUCAGGAACCUCAGGCCCUGCUUGAGAGUACUCUUCCUUCCUCAGAAUUUCCUGCAUUUUCCAACAAGGACAGCCUGGGGGAUGAGAUGUUGGCAGCUGCACUCCUAAAGGCCAAGUCCCAGGAGUUGGUGACCUUUGAGGACGUGGCUGUGUACUUCAUCCGGAAGGAGUGGAAGCGUUUGGAGCCUGCUCAGCAGGACCUCUACAGGGAUGUGAUGCUGGAGAACUAUGGGAACGUGUUCUCACUGGAUGGUGAGACCAGAACUGAGCAUGAUCCAGAAAUUUCUGAAGAUACAGGAUCACACAGGGUGCUAUUGGGAAGAUUCCAAAAGGAUAUUUCUCAGGGUCUUAAGUACAAAGAAUCCUAUGAACAAGAAGUCAGUCUAAAGAAGCAGUUGGGAAACUCCUCCGGGGAAAGACUGAGUAGGAAGGUACAAGAUUUUGGUCAAGUGACAGUUGAGGAGAAGCUUGCCCCCCUGGGAGAAAGAAGUGAGAAAUACAGCUUCACUGUGAGUUCCAACCUUCUUUCACAUCAGAGAUUUCCAGUGGGAGACAGACCACAUAAGUGUGAUGAAUGUAGCAAGAGCUUUAAUCGAACUUCAGACCUUAUCCAGCACCAGAGAAUCCACACUGGGGAGAAGCCCUACGAAUGUAGUGAGUGUGGGAAGGCCUUCAGCCAGAGCUCACACCUUAUUCAGCAUCAGCGGAUCCACACUGGAGAGAAGCCCUACGAAUGUAGCGACUGCAGGAAGACCUUCAGUUGUAGCUCUGCCCUCAUUCUGCACCGGAGGAUCCACACGGGGGAGAAGCCCUAUGAAUGUAGUGAGUGUGGGAAGACCUUCAGCUGGAGCUCCACCCUUACUCAUCAUCAGAGAAUCCACACUGGGGAGAAGCCGUAUGCUUGUAAUGAGUGUGGCAAGGCCUUCAGCAGGAGCUCCACCCUUAUUCACCACCAGAGAAUUCACACUGGGGAGAAGCCCUAUGAAUGUAAUGAGUGUGGGAAGGCCUUCAGCCAGAGCUCACACCUCUAUCAGCACCAGAGAAUCCACACUGGAGAGAAGCCCUAUGAAUGUAUGGAAUGUGGUGGAAAGUUUACCUAUAGUUCAGGCCUUAUUCAGCAUCAAAGAAUCCACACUGGGGAGAAUCCCUAUGAAUGUAGUGAGUGUGGGAAAGCCUUUAGGUACAGCUCAGCUCUUGUGCGCCAUCAGAGAAUUCACACUGGAGAGAAGCCUUUGAAUGUAAUGGGAGUGAGCAAAAGUUCUCUCAGAGUUACUGCUGGAGUAAAUAUCAGAGAGUCUACGUGACAGCCACACACCUGUUUUCCUCACUUUCUCCAAGUCUAAUGAGCUCCUGCCUUACUGUAUAAGUAUGAACAACUUAGGAUGGGUCCCUUAAACUCAAACUGUUCACUCUAGAGAAUGGGGCCAGUGGGCAAGUCAUCCUGGCACAGUGGUUAGCGACCUAGUCCCCCCAGGAAUGAUACCAGCCAUGAAUGGUUAGGAGAUGAGUAGUCGAUUAUGUGCUGGGAGGAGAGGGAGGCUCUGGGACCUUCACCUUCCAUUUUGGAAGGGAGUUUGCACUAGACCAUUUUUUCACACCAGAGGAGCCUUUCUUGCCAUGGUGGGGACGGAAGCACAGUAGGGUAAAAUUCCAAGGGUUCUUCUAGUCGGAGUCAGAAUAGUCAGCACAGUAUGUUCUGGGUCCUGUUAAUUUGCUAGGAAGGAGAAAUGGAGGCUGUAUUUCAAAGCCACUGUUCCUAGUCCAGCUUCAAGUUUAGAUAAAGAAUGCUCUUUUGUUUCAUGACUUAAUUACAGAAAUGCAGGGCUGAGGGAUUUAUUUUACUGGGAGGGGCCCUCAAGAGGUUCUCUGAUCCUGUCAUUUGGGGCUUGGAACAGUGAGAGCCAUUGGAGAUCCCCUUGCCCUUCCCUGUUAGGGGAAAUUGGGAACACCAUCUAAUCAGCGGGUCUGACAGGAGGGAGAGGGCCAAGGCCAUUUAGUGUUGGCCUGUUUCCUUUGUCCCAUCUUCUUGCCAAUCCUGUAAUGAAAAGUGAUUUAAUCCAAAACCCUAGUUACUUAAGAUGCUUUUAAGGAGCUCAGCCAGCCAGCUGCCCUGCUCUGUCCCCUUGACCUAUGACACCUGGCCCCAGCAGCUGGACCUCUCCUGACCCCACCUCUGACUUGAGCAGCUGAGUGUGGAUGCAGACAGCACAGCCCUGAGGCAGGCUCUGGCCUGAGCCUGGCCACAGGGCUCCCUGCCAGGUGAGGGGUUCCCCAGGCUUCCCAGCUGAAGGGGCCUCAUCUUUUCCCAGGCCCGCUCAUUCUGUAGCGCAAAGUGCACUAUUAAACAGAAUAGUUUUUCA